Molecule: messenger RNA, 987 nt
Organism: Blumeria graminis f. sp. triticale
Lineage: Eukaryota; Fungi; Ascomycota; Leotiomycetes; Helotiales; Erysiphaceae
Source: the annotation of a GenBank genome assembly
AUGUCAAUUAUACCAACCAAAAGCAAGCAAACUACGCCUAAUAAUGGACUUACGUCUUUUCAAUUCCGCGAAUUUGUUUCACGUCCAGUUGUUGCAGCGUUCUGCGCAGGAGGCUUUGCAGGCGCAGUAUCCAGGACAGUCGUCUCACCCCUUGAACGUCUUAAGAUACUGUACCAGAUCCAAAGCGUCGGGAGAGAAGAAUACAAAGUCUCGGUUGGAAAAGGACUGCUAAAAAUGUGGAAGGAGGAGGGAUGGAGAGGAUUCAUGCGAGGAAACGGAACGAAUUGUAUUCGUAUCGUACCAUAUUCAGCCGUUCAAUUCGGAAGUUACAGUAUAUACAAAAAGUUCCUGGUAACAACUCCAGAGGCAGAAUUGAGUUCUUUCAAACGUUUAAUCUGCGGUGGCGCUGCCGGCAUAACUUCUGUUUUCUUCACGUAUCCACUAGAUAUUGUUCGAACGCGCCUCUCCAUUCAAUCAUCAUCCUUCACUGCAAUAGACAGAUCAGCUCCAAAAAAUUUGCCCGGUAUGUGGGCAACAAUGGUUAUUAUGUAUAAGACAGAAGGAGGAAUGCUGGCUCUAUAUCGAGGAAUAAUUCCGACAGUUGCCGGCGUUGCACCAUAUGUUGGGCUGAACUUUAUGACCUACGAAUUAGUGCGAUCAUAUUUUACUCCCGAUGGUGACAAGAACCCUAGCGCAUUACGCAAGCUUGGUGCGGGUGCCAUAUCUGGUGCAGUCGCCCAGACAUGCACGUAUCCUUUUGAUGUUUUGCGCCGCAGAUUCCAGAUAAACACCAUGUCCGGCUUAGGAUAUCAAUACAAGUCAAUACUCGACGCAGUCAAAAUAAUUGUCGCCCAAGAGGGAAUUAAAGGCAUGUACAAAGGAAUAGUUCCAAAUCUUCUCAAAGUUGCUCCUAGCAUGGCAAGCAGCUGGCUGAGCUUCGAGGUGACGCGCGAUCUCCUCAUUAGUUCAGCUGAUUCACGAAUUUAA